AGGGAUACAUAAGAGACGUAAUGGAAAAAUCUUAGUCACUUCAAUCUACUCAGCCCCCCCUGGAUCUCCUGCAAACUCAAAGCACCGGAGCACUACACGCACAAGGACAAAACAAGUGAAAGUAAAUUGUCACUGAGGCUAACAUAGAAGAUUGUUCCAUUGAAGAAAGAAAGGGUUUGGAACAACAUAAGGGAGUAAUGGAGAGGAUCACCAUGUAGAGAGCAGCCGAUUGGAAGCAGGUAGAAUGGGAAACCACGUAUGGAGUACCGGCGGUCUGCAGCCGUGGUGAGCGCAGACAUCCUCAGGACCUUUAGCUGGGAUCUCGCAUAUGGCUUUCACAUCCUGACUCGUGUAAAGCUGAGGAGCCUCUUUUGAAUUACAGCCAGCGGACUGGAUUGGUCUUGCCUUCAUCCUCUUUGCUUACUUUCACUACUCCAGCAUUGCUACAUUUUUUUGAGAUACCUGCUCUCCAGCCACUCCCGGGACUCCUAUGCCCAUGUGGCGUUUUCUCCACUUAUCCAAUUAAAAUAUUUAUCAGCUUUAAAGUAAAGCUACCAAGCAAUACUCAGCCAUAAUGGGGGACAUGACAAAUAGCGAUUUUUACACCAAGAACCAAAGAAAUGACAGCAACCAUGAGGGUGGAUUUGGCUGCUCGCUCUUGGAGCUGCGCUCACUCAUGGAGCUCAGAGGAAUGGAGGCAGUGGUCAAAAUUCAGGACGACUAUGGAGGAACUGAGGGACUGUGCCAGAGGCUUAAAACCUCGCCAACAGAGGGGUUGGAAGGAGUUGUGACUGACCUAGAUAAGAGAAAAGAAGUAUUCGGGGAAAAUCUUAUACCUCCAAAGAAGCCAAAAACUUUUUUACAGUUAGUAUGGGAAGCAUUACAAGAUGUGACCCUCAUCAUCCUCGAAAUCGCAGCCAUAAUCUCACUGGGACUCUCCUUUUAUCAACCACCUGGAGGAGGCAGCGAAUCCUGUGGGACAGCUAACGCGGGUGAGGAGGACGAGGGGGAAGCUGAGGCCGGGUGGAUCGAGGGAGCUGCUAUCUUACUCUCUGUGGUGUGUGUCGUCCUUGUCACGGCCUUCAAUGAUUGGAGCAAGGAGAAGCAGUUCAGGGGUUUACAGAGCCGCAUCGAACAGGAACAGAAAUUCCAGGUGGUGCGCGGAGGACAGGUUAUCCAACUUCCUGUGUCAGAUAUUGUCGUUGGUGACAUUGCACAAAUCAAGUAUGGUGACCUGCUUCCAGCUGAUGGAGUCUUGAUACAAGGCAAUGAUCUGAAGAUUGAUGAGAGUUCGCUGACGGGAGAAUCAGACCAUGUGCGCAAAUCUGCAGAAAAAGACCCGAUGCUUCUCUCUGGCACCCAUGUGAUGGAGGGUUCGGGUCGGAUGGUGGUCAUGGCUGUAGGUGUGAACUCCCAGACCGGGAUCAUCUUCACCCUGCUCGGUGCUGGGGGAGAGGAGGAGGAGAAGAAAGAGAAGAAAGACUGCUCCCAUCCCUCCUCACACCCCAUCGCAACUAUAGCUACCGAUGGUGCGGCAAGUGCAAAUGCCUCUGGUAAUACCAGCCUAGUCAAUGGUAAAAUGCAGGAUGGCAAUAUGGAGAACAGCCAGACCAAAGUGAAAAAGCAGGAUGGUGCCGCAGCAAUGGAGAUGCAGCCCUUGAAGAGCGCAGAGGGUGGAGAAGUUGAAGAAAAAGAGAAAAAGAAAUCCAGUGUCUCAAAGAAAGAAAAAUCAGUUUUGCAAGGAAAAUUAACCAAGCUAGCUGUGCAGAUUGGCAAAGCAGGUUUGGUGAUGUCUGCCAUUACAGUAAUCAUCCUGGUGCUCUACUUUGCCAUUGAUAACUUUGUGCUUCAGAAGAGGCAGUGGCUACCAGAGUGCACUCCAAUCUACAUUCAGUAUUUCGUCAAAUUCUUUAUUAUUGGUGUGACAGUCCUGGUGGUAGCUGUUCCUGAAGGCCUUCCGCUCGCUGUUACCAUCUCUCUGGCCUACUCUGUCAAGAAAAUGAUGAAGGAUAACAACUUGGUGCGCCAUCUGGAUGCCUGUGAGACCAUGGGCAAUGCCACAGCUAUCUGUUCAGACAAGACUGGCACAUUAACCACCAAUCGAAUGACAGCAGUUCAAUGCUAUGUGGCAGAUGUCCAUUACAAGGCAAUACCAGACCCCAGCUCAAUUCCACCCAAAACUCUGGAUACAUUGGUCAAUGCUAUUUCCCUCAACAGCGCCUAUACUACUAAAAUACUGCCUCCAGAUAAGGAAGGGGGUCUUCCCAAGCAAGUGGGCAACAAAACCGAGUGUGGCCUAUUGGGACUGGUCCUUGAUCUGAAACGAGACUACCAGACUGUUCGAAAUCAGAUCCCAGAAGAGAAACUCUACAAGGUGUACACGUUUAACUCCAUUAGGAAGUCAAUGAGCACCAUCAUCAAACUUCCAGAUGGCAGUUUCAAAAUGUACAGCAAAGGAGCCUCUGAGAUUAUUCUUAAAAAGUGUUCACGUAUUUUAAAUGAGGUGAGCGAACCUCGCGUUUUCAGACCGAGGGACAGGGAUGAGAUGGUGAAGAAAGUAAUCGAACCCAUGGCCUGCAACGGACUCAGAACUAUCUGCGUGGCUUACCGUGACUUCCCUGCCAACCCAGAGCCCAACUGGGAUGACGAAAACAACAUUUUAACUGACCUGACAGCAAUAUGUGUGGUUGGAAUUGAAGAUCCUGUAAGACCUGAGGUGCCCGACGCCAUUAGGAAGUGCCAGCGUGCUGGCAUCACUGUACGUAUGGUGACUGGAGACAACAUCAACACUGCAAGAGCGAUCGCUAUCAAGUGCGGCAUCAUUCAACCUGGAGAGGACUUUCUGUGCAUCGAUGGCAAAGAGUUCAACAGGAGGAUAAGAAAUGAGAAGGGAGAGGUUGAGCAGGAACGCAUUGAUAAAGUGUGGCCCAAACUGCGAGUACUGGCCAGAUCUUCACCGACAGACAAACACACACUGGUCAAAGGUAUUAUCGAUAGCACUCUGGUGGAACAGCGGCAAGUGGUUGCUGUAACCGGUGAUGGAACCAAUGACGGACCGGCCCUCAAGAAAGCAGAUGUCGGUUUUGCCAUGGGAAUUGCAGGGACAGAUGUGGCUAAAGAGGCUUCUGACAUCAUCCUGACAGAUGAUAACUUCUCCAGCAUCGUGAAGGCCGUCAUGUGGGGACGUAACGUCUACGACAGCAUCUCAAAGUUCCUGCAGUUUCAGCUGACGGUUAAUGUUGUGGCUGUGAUUGUCGCUUUCACUGGAGCCUGUAUUACACAGGAUUCUCCACUUAAAGCAGUGCAGAUGUUGUGGGUCAACCUGAUCAUGGACACGUUUGCAUCUCUGGCUUUGGCUACUGAACCGCCCACUGAAUCUCUGUUGAUGAGGAAACCCUACGGCCGAAAUAAACCCCUGAUCUCAAGUACCAUGACCAAGAACAUCCUGGGCCAUGGCGUCUACCAGCUCACCAUCAUCUUCACUUUGCUGUUUGUGGGUGAGCAGAUAUUUGACAUUGACAGUGGCAGAAAUGCUCCACUGCAUUCUCCUCCUUCUGAGCACUACACUAUCAUCUUCAACACCUUUGUCAUGAUGCAGCUCUUCAAUGAGAUCAACGCCCGCAAGAUCCAUGGAGAGAGAAAUGUGUUUGAUGGCAUCUUCAGAAACCCCAUCUUCUGUUCCAUAGUUCUUGGAACUUUUGCCAUUCAAAUUGUGAUUGUUCAGUUUGGAGGGAAACCAUUCAGUUGUUCUCCUCUGGACCUAGAGAAGUGGAUGUGGUGUGUGUUCCUGGGGCUUGGUGAACUGGUCUGGGGACAGGUUAUAUCAACAAUCCCAAACAGCAAGCUGAGGUUCCUUAAAGGAGCUGGUCAGCUGACGCACAAAGAUGAAAUGCCCGAGGAGGAGCAGAACGAAGACCAGGAGGAGAUUGAUCAUGGUGAAAGGGAGUUACGACGAGGACAGAUCCUCUGGUUUAGAGGCUUGAACAGAAUCCAGACUCAGAUACGUGUUGUGAACGCAUUUCGUAGCUCGCUCUAUGAAGGCUUGGAAAAACCAGAAUCAAGAACCUCUAUCCAUAAUUUCAUGACUCAUCCGGAGUUUAGAAUAGAGGACUCUACACCCCACAUUCCACUUAUAGAUGACACUGAUAUUGAUGACGAAGCCGCCAGGAAGAACUCACCCCUCAGUCAACCAUCGUCACCCAACAAGAACAACAACGCCAUUGAUAGCGGAAUUAACCUUACGACUGACACAAGUAAAUCUGCUGUAUCAUCCACUCCCGGGAGCCCGCUUCAUAGUCUUGAGACAUCACUUUAGCCACCUUAUGAGGGUGACUAUUCAAUAGUUAUCUUAGAAUAUCUGUUAAAAGCGCUAAGAAGAGUGCACGCAAAUACAGAUUGUGUACAGUUGACUGAAUGUGGUCAGCCCCACGUUUUUUUAUUUUGUGCUGAAGAAAGAAGAAAUAUUAAAGACUGACUUAGGAAUGAUUGUGGAGUGACUCGAGGAACUAUAAAACGAACCACGAGAGUAAAAACAAGCCACUCCCACUUCCUGAGGAAACUAUGGACCGUAAUGAAAUAAUGAGUAAUUUAAAUCAAAUACAGCUAUUAUUGUCACUUCUGCAUGAAUGUACAUUACCCAGGAUUUUAUUUUGAAACUGUUUAUUUUAAUUGUUUGAUUUGAUUUAGUGGGACAUGUGGUGGACUGGCAUUUUAAGACAGCUUAUCUGAUUCACUAUGAGUAUUGUGUUUGGCAUGUAUUUAAUUGUAUAGAUUUAUUUGAUUAUUGAUUAAAGUGAAUCCAGGUUGCAGGGCUCAACUUGCACAGUAGAUCUGCACCUGCUGGAAAAGAGAAACCCAUGGAAAUUAGAAUUUAUUAAGCACACACACACACACACACACACACACACACACACACACACACACACACACACACACACACACACAUAUACAGAGUUUAUCAUUAUUUGUUGGCAUGUUGCCUUGUUCUGCUUCAAUGACUAACUACUUUAAAUUAUUUAUGUCCUAAAGAGAAUGUAAUUUGUUUACAAAACCUGUAGAUAUGUCCUGGUUUCUUUGUAGGGUUUAAAGCUUCUUUGUAGGGUUCAAUACCACACAGCAGACAUAGUUGGAACAGCUCAAGUUAUCCUGUAAUAUCGGACUGUAGGUGUUUUAUUACAAAUUGUGUGCUGGACUUGCCUGCUGUUUUGUCAAAUAAUGUAGAUAUUUUAGAGGAUAACAAAAUAAACCAAAAAUAUA
Xyrauchen texanus (razorback sucker) is the source of this 5256-nucleotide messenger RNA. RefSeq names its product plasma membrane calcium-transporting ATPase 2. The record is from RefSeq and is a predicted model, not a curated record. Bases 575 to 4315 code for a protein of 1246 amino acids. Gene Ontology annotation, biological process: regulation of cytosolic calcium ion concentration; calcium ion transmembrane transport. Lineage: Eukaryota; Metazoa; Chordata; Actinopteri; Cypriniformes; Catostomidae. Gene Ontology annotation, molecular function: ATP binding; ATP hydrolysis activity; PDZ domain binding. Gene Ontology annotation, cellular component: postsynaptic density membrane; intracellular membrane-bounded organelle. The transcript has 23 exons.